Pseudoliparis swirei is the source of this 3675-nucleotide messenger RNA. Its product is annotated as dysbindin-like. The record is from RefSeq and is a predicted model, not a curated record. Bases 405 to 1055 code for a protein of 216 amino acids. Gene Ontology annotation, biological process: negative regulation of protein kinase activity. NCBI's taxonomy places the organism in Eukaryota, Metazoa, Chordata, Actinopteri, Perciformes, Liparidae. Gene Ontology annotation, cellular component: cytoplasm. The transcript is spliced from 4 exons.
UGUGCAUGUGCGUGUGUGUGUGUGUGUGAGACACACAGAGAGGCAGCCGAGAUGAGAGUGUGAAGCGGCGAGAGGGGAAACCUCGAAAGAACAGCAAAGGCGAUCUGGGAAAAGGGGGAGGAGGGAGGCAGCGAACAUAGCAACAACAACACACACAAGAAGAAGAAGAAGAAGAAGAAGAAGAAGAAGAAGAAGAAGAAGAAGAAGAAGAAGAGGGGAGGGAGAUAAAGUGUCCUUUGGUAGUCCGGGUGCCAGAAAGAUGUAAAGACGAUAGAUGAACAGCCACUAAACGCACACCAGCAUCCUGUCCUGGAGCCUUGACAGGAGGGGACGAGAAAGAAAAAAAUCCACACACACACACUCUCAAAGGCAAAAAACCACCAACGGGGUCCCACGUCCACGGGAUGAUGUCGUCUCCGGGGUCAACCAACCACAACAAGCGCCUGGCGUCGGAGACGGAUAACUCCCAGCGGGUGUUGUACAACGACGCCGCACAGCACCUGAAGCUGAAGGACAGACAGCGCUUUUUCGAGGAGGUCUACCAGCACGACGUCGACAACUACCUGCCCUCUCCUCACCUGCUGGUGGACUGCAGGAAACCGCCCAUGGGCAGCAUCUCCUCUAUGGAGGUGAACGUUGACGUCCUGGAGCAGAUGGACCUGAUGGACAUCUCGGACCAGGAGGCCCUGGACGUGUUCCUCAACUCGGGCUCGGGGGCGGACGAGGGAGCGCUGGCAUCUCCACUUCCAGGUGAAGACGAAGAAGACGAGGAAGAAGAUGAGGAAGACGAAGAGGCAGAGGUCUUGUACAGGGAGCGAGCGCCUCUGAAGCGGCAGGACGAAGUCAACCGCGGCUCCAAGCCCCGCGGGUCCUCCACGUCGUCCGGUUCCAGCGACACCAGCGGGGGGGGCGGAGUCGACACGCCCGUGAUCCAGUCGGACGACGAGGAGGUCCACGCCGACACUCUGCUGCUGACCUCUGAUCCCCACGCCAGGGAUGAAGAAACGGAGGAGGAAGACGAGGAGGAACGAGGCCUCGCGACUCUGUCCCCAUAAGGAGAUGUUCAUUUUACUCUCUGAAACUAUUUUCGUCAUUCAACUUAAUAUGCAAAUAAAAAGGAGUCAUCCUCGCUCCCAUGCACUAACCUGUUCUGGCUGAGAGGGGGAAAUACAUUCUUUAGUCUCGCUCUCACUGCCAGAGGAAUUUCUUCUUCUUCCGAACAGUCGUAAGAAACAGGAGCAGAAACACGAGUAAAAGAACGGAGUUAAGUCCUAAAAAUCCAGGGCAAUCUGUAAAAAGCAAUCAAAGCUUUUUAACUUGUACUUUAAACUCUGAGGCCCUUGGAUGUCCCUCAUCUUUAAUGACCUUUUACAUACCGGUACAGUUCCUCUCGGGAGUUUCCAUUGAAGUCAUUAACAGUGGAGUGACAGCUGUUUGAGGGAUAGUCUUAAAGAGUGAUUAGACGGGAAUGGACCGACUUCAAUGGAUCAAAGGUGCAGUAAAAAAAGUAAAACAACAACAACAACAACAAAAUCAAGUUAGAUUCAUUGCCAGGUGUAAACUCACAGUCACAGUAUGACCAAUGGAAACGCUUUUGUAAAAAGUGCAUGACGUUUCUGUUCUCGUUAUCGUGACUGCAUCGUGCGUAACGAUGAUGUAACUGCAGAGUGUUGCAUGUUACUCCUCCCCUCCACGUGAGGCGGGGAUUCGAGAGUUGAAUAUAUAUUUGACCCAGUGGCGGGCCGUGCAUUUUAUACCUCGGCCUUCAAUGCCGUCUUACAGCUGAACAACCUAAUGUAAGAUAUUAGUUCACCAGUGUUCCGGUCCGGGGCUUUUAUUGUGAAGGAGCAGACGGAAGGAGAUAAAGUUGCAGUGUUUCUUGUGUUAUUAAGUAACGUAAAACCCUCAGUUUGCGUUACACUAAUAACCUCAUUAUCACGCGACAGCUGCAAGUUAUUAUUGGUUUGGUGUAAACACCUCGUAUUCACAUGACACUGCAACAAGUGAAAUGAAAUGUUACAUGAAGCGCAACACCUACAAAUACAAACCCGCAGAGUGCAGAUUCAUAAACACGCGCAUGACGGGAUGCUGCGUCAUUAACGGACAUUGAUUGUAGUCCACACCAACGUAAUAAACACAAUGACUACAACACAUUUACCAGAACCAGCAACAUGUAUAUAUAACAAAACUAUCGGACAGAACUGUGGCACUAAAACGCCUCACACUCAAUAGAAUCAGAAAGAACCAUAUAAUUAAAAAAACAGAGACAAGUGAACACAACAAGCAGCUCACUCACCAAAUCCCUUCACUUCAAGUUAAAGUCCAUCCUCCUUUCUUUGCCAACACGCAACUCAAUGAAGCUAGCUAGCUGUGGUGCGGCCGUAGGUUAUAAUUUCCGUCUUUUCCUGAAACGUCCUCCUUUAGAAAGGCUUCGAAAUUAAAUCUGCCACCAAGUCCGCUUCUCUUCCUUCCGCCAUUAAAAGGUAAAAGCAAAAAACUAAAACUGCGGUGACUCGUUGACUUCUUCACCAGCACUAAUCUAUCUCCUUUUCCUGUCAAUUGAACUGCAUGCGGGCCCGCUAACCAAUCACAGCGCAUGUAACACCCUGUUCUGUUUCUCUUGUGUUCCGUGUCUCCUAUGCCUCCUCUGUGUCUCCUCUGUCUUGAUUGUUUCAUUCCCUGCACCUGCCCUCAGCCACUCUUGUCUCGUUACUGUCUGAUGUCGUACACCUGUGUUUCCCCCCCUAUAUAUUGUGUCAGUCUUUCACUUGUCUGCUGUCGGAUUAUCGUCUUUAGUUCUGUGUCUUUUUCCCGUCGUCCUGUCCGUGUUCCUGGUUCUACCUGUUGACCCUGCCUGCCCCUUUUGGACCUUGUUUUUUGUAAACUGUUUUGCCUCAUUAAAGAGUGCUUUUUUUGUUAUUCAUAUUGAAUCCAGCCUAUCUCUCUGCGCCUGAGCCUCACCCCGUCACAAGAACCUGACAGCGCAGGUUAAUCUGACAUACUUGCAUGAGCUUCCAGAAGGCCAAAGACCGAAAAAAAUACACCCAGUAUGUCAAACUAGCGAUAUGAUUGGUUGAAGAGUAUCUCAGUCACCGAUAAGGUCUCCAUGUACUUCACCAGGCUGUACUUGGCCUGUGUGAAGGCCUGAGAUGAGCUGGUCUUCUUCCAUAGAGACUGUGGAGCUGACAUCUGAUUGGAUAAAAGCUCCCGUUAAAAUAAAUUAGACUGGAAGCAGCGCUGCCGGAUGGAAGCGAAGCAACAGAGGAAGACAAUAGUGCGAUAAGAAAAUAAAAAUCAAGAAAAUAUAUAUAUAAUUUUUUUAAUUAUUAUAAAAUAGCUAUAACUUUGUAAUUAUGUUAAGGCCCUGACGGCCCGCCACUGAUUUGACCAUGUGGCGAGUGAGUAAUUCAGCUGAAAAAUGGAUGUGUUUGUUUUGGCACAUGCAGUAUCUGCUUGAUUUAUUGUGUGGCUGUGUGAGUAGAGUACGUGGCAUCUGUGUGUGCGGGUUGAGGGUGUGGAGGGUUACACACAACCGGUAUUCCCCUGCUGGAACCAUGUGGCGCUAUUCAAAACAACCCUUUUUUACAGUGUUGAAUGAUGUGUAGAACGCCUCUUCCCCCUCUUGAACUGAACACCUUGAUAUAAAUGAAAAUAAAAACAAAACCGUUUAAAGAC